This is a messenger RNA of Gossypium raimondii (Peruvian cotton), 1326 nucleotides long. RefSeq names its product UDP-galactose/UDP-glucose transporter 4. The transcript has a single exon. The coding region runs from base 152 to 1207 and encodes 351 amino acids. Gene Ontology annotation, cellular component: Golgi membrane; endoplasmic reticulum membrane. Lineage: Eukaryota; Viridiplantae; Streptophyta; Magnoliopsida; Malvales; Malvaceae. The record is from RefSeq and is a predicted model, not a curated record. Gene Ontology annotation, molecular function: transmembrane transporter activity. Gene Ontology annotation, biological process: transmembrane transport.
GGUAGCAAAAUUUAGAAAAUACAAUGUUUUAUUAGAAGACCUUUUUUCAUUUGUUUUCUAUGCGUAACUUCUAUUCUUUGGUUAGGGGUUUGAUUUUUUUGUAAGAGUUUCAGGUUUUUGGUAUUUUGUAAAUUAAACAAUCAAGAAGGAGAUGAAAAACGGAGAUCAAACAAGAUUUUUGUUUGGGAUUUCCCUUCAUAGGCCAAAAUGGCAACAAUUUCUUAUUUGUUCAUUUGGGUUCUUCUUUGGUUAUCUUGUUAAUGGCGUUUGUGAGGAAUAUAUUUAUAAUAGGCUUCAGUUCAGCUAUGGAUGGUAUUUUACUUUUGUACAAGGCUUUGUCUACCUGAUAUUGAUACGACUUCAAGGCUUUACUAUGAAGCAAAUGGUGAAUCCAUGGAAUUCAUAUGUCAAACUAUCAAGCGUUCUCAUGGGUUCUCAUGGAUUAACUAAAGGUUCAUUGGCUUACCUUAACUAUCCUGCCCAAAUUAUGUUUAAAUCCACUAAGGUACUGCCAGUUAUGAUUAUGGGCGCCUUUGUUCCUGGCCUAAGAAGGAAAUACUCACUUCAUGAAUACAUCUCUGCUUUGCUUCUUGUGGUUGGUCUCAUCCUUUUUACCUUGGCAGAUUCCCAGACAUCUCCAAAUUUUAGUAUAAUUGGUGUGAUAAUGAUUUCCGGUGCUUUAAUCAUGGAUGCGUUUCUGGGUAAUUUUCAAGAAGCAAUUUUCACCAUAAACCCAGAAACAACACAAAUGGAGAUGUUGUUUUGCUCAACAAUAGUUGGGAUUCCUUUCUUACUUGUGCCAAUGGUUCUAACAGGAGAGCUCUUUAAGGCAUGGAGUUCUUGUUCUCAAUAUCCCUACGUUUACGGUGUUCUAGUGUUUGAAGCCAUGGCUACAUUUAUCGGUCAAGUGUCUGUUUUAUCCUUGAUUGCUAUUUUCGGUGCAGCUACAACUGCCAUGAUAACUACGGCUAGAAAAGCUGUAACUUUGUUGCUGUCAUACAUGAUAUUUACAAAACCAUUAACCGAACGCCACGGGUUAGGAUUGUUGUUGAUAUCCAUGGGAAUCAUACUGAGGAUGUUGCCAGAUACUAAACCAUCACCUAGGGUUCAAGUAUCAAAUGUAAAUGUCAAGAAAUCAAAAGCCUUCUCUAAAGAACUGGAAAGUGUAGUAGAUGAACAAGAUGAAGAGAAAAAACCCCUAAUCUAAAAAAAAUGUGCCAUUUUAUUGAGGGGUUUGCACCUAAUUCUCAAGAUUGCCAUUUUUAUCUUUCUUUUCUUUUUUUUUUCCUUCUCAUAUUCAAUUCAAUAUUUUCAUUUUUUAUUUAU